Messenger RNA from Penicillium diatomitis, 1017 nucleotides. RefSeq names its product SEC14 family lipid-binding protein. Bases 1 to 1017 code for a protein of 338 amino acids. The record is from RefSeq and is a predicted model, not a curated record. The transcript has 3 exons. NCBI's taxonomy places the organism in Eukaryota, Fungi, Ascomycota, Eurotiomycetes, Eurotiales, Aspergillaceae.
AUGGCGGCCGCUACCGAGUCCAAGCUGCCCACCGAUCCCAAGUACGAUCACUACGACUUCCCGACCACUGCGCCGGAGCCGCAAAGUGGUCACCCUGGCCACACUACUCCGGAACAGGAUGCGAAGGUGCAUCAGUUGCGGACUAUGCUCGAGCAGCAAGGCUUCACAGAGCGAUUGGACACGCUGACUCUGCUGCGAUUCUUGCGCGCCCGCAAGUUCAACGUUGAAUUGGCCAAGGCUAUGUUCAUCAACUGUGAAGAGUGGCGCAAGAAGUUCGGCACGGAUGAUCUGCCUCGUACUUUUGAGUACCCCGAGAAGCCCGAGGUGUUCAAGUUCUACCCUCAGUACUAUCACAAGACCGAUAAGGAUGGCCGUCCUGUGUAUAUCGAAAAGCUGGGCAAGAUCGACUUGAAUAAGAUGUAUGAGAUCACCACCGCCGAGCGCAUGCUGCAAAACCUGGUCUGUGAAUACGAAAAGGUGGCCGACCCUCGCCUGCCCGCCUGCUCCCGUAAGGCCGGCAAGCUCCUCGAGACCUGCUGCACCAUCAUGGAUCUCAAGGGUGUGGGUGUCACCAGCAUCCCCUCUGUCUACGGCUACGUGCGCCAGGCCUCGGAGAUCUCCCAAAACUACUACCCCGAGCGUCUCGGCAAGCUAUACCUGAUCAACGCCCCCUGGGGCUUCAGCAGUGUCUUCUCCGUGGUCAAGGGCUUCCUGGACCCCGUCACUGUGAACAAGAUCCACGUCCUGGGCUCCGGAUACAAGAAGGAGCUUCUCGCCCAGGUCCCUGCCGAGAACCUCCCCGAGGAGUUUGGCGGCACUUGCAAGUGCGCCGGUGGCUGUGAGCUUGCCGACCCCGGUCCUUGGCAAGAGUCUGAGUGGGUUCGCACACCUGCCUGGGCUAACCCGGCCCCCAAGAAGGAGGCGGAGGGUGCUGAGGCUGUGAUCCAGAACGAGGACCCCGGUUACGUGAAGAAGGAUGUUGAGGGUCAGGAAGGUGUGCAGACGACUACUGCAUAA